Molecule: messenger RNA, 2152 nt
Organism: Engraulis encrasicolus (European anchovy)
Lineage: Eukaryota; Metazoa; Chordata; Actinopteri; Clupeiformes; Engraulidae
Gene: ube2ka
Product: ubiquitin-conjugating enzyme E2Ka (UBC1 homolog, yeast)
Exons: 7
Coding region: 238-840 (200 amino acids)
Molecular function (GO): protein binding
Source: RefSeq, a predicted model, not a curated record
UCUUACGAUCAAGGAAACCAAUGAAGAAGAGGUCGUAUCAUAGGGGUGCGAAACGUAGAAAUUCUGCAUCAACGGUAAUUUUAUGGUGACAAACAUUGAGGGUGACAGGCACUAGGAUAGAUAAAGUGAGAAGGGGGCCUCCUAGUCUGUCACCUAAACGUGUUUUCAGGCGAAUCCACCCGAGACCCUACUCGCGGACUCCGAUCUAAUUUCAUACAUCAAGUACGCGACGGCAUCAUGGCCUACAUCGCUGUCCAAAGGAUAAAACGGGAAUUUAAGGAGGUUCUUAAAAGCGAAGAGACAAGUAAAAACCAGAUCAAGGUGGACCUGGUGGAUGAAAACUUCACAGAACUGAAGGGAGAGAUCGCAGGUCCCCCAGACACACCAUAUGAAGGAGGGAGGUAUCAGUUAGAAAUCAAAAUUCCAGAAACCUAUCCAUUCAACCCGCCAAAGGUGCGAUUUAUUACAAAAAUCUGGCAUCCCAACAUCAGCUCUGUGACCGGUGCCAUAUGCCUGGACAUCCUCAAAGACCAGUGGGCGGCAGCCAUGACUCUGCGGACGGUGCUGUUGUCUCUCCAGGCUCUGCUGGCGGCCGCCGAGCCAGAUGACCCGCAGGAUGCUGUGGUGGCCAAUCAGUAUAAGCAGAACCCAGAGAUGUUCAAACAGACGGCUCGGCUCUGGUCGCACGUAUACGCUGGCGCUCCCGUCUCCAGUCCAGAAUACACACGCAAAAUAGACAAGCUCUGCGCAAUGGGCUUCGACAAAAAUGCGGUAAUAGUGGCGCUGUCAUCGAAAUCCUGGGAUGUGGAGACGGCAACAGAGCUCCUGCUGAGCAACUGACUCCACUCUUUUGCUUGCUUCCUCUUCCUCCCUCAGAGCAUCACCCUCCCCUCCCUCUCCCCAUCUCCAUCAUUCUCUCAUCUGCAACGCUUUUCUUUCUACUCUCUCUCUCUCUCUCUCUCUCUCUCUCUCUCUCUCUCUCUCUCUCUCUCUCUCUCUCUCUCUCUCUCUCUCUCUCUCUCUCUUUCUCUCUGUCUCUCUCUGAAAGACAUAUACACACUCAAAUACACAACCAUUCUCGUAGUCUCCUCGCUACAGUCCACUCGUCUCAUCAGCCCCCGCCCACCCCCGAGACAAACUCACAUCUUCAGUUCCAUCUUGCAGUAUCAACACAUUAAGGCCCACACAGGUUAAGACACACACACACACACACACACACACACACACACACACACACACACACACACACACACACACACACACACACACACACACACACACACACACACACACACCGACUAGCACACCAGUUCUUCUGAAAGAUUAAACUCUCCUGAAUUCUCUCCCGGAGUUCUCCUGAUUCCCCAAUGUCUCCUCCUCUCUCUCACCGUUCUCCCUCUCAUGGACAUUCUCAGUUAUUUGCUACCCCAUUGAGGUGUGGUUUUGCUUUCUCUCUCUCACACACACACACACACCCACACACACACACACACACACACACACACACACACACACACACACACACACACACACGCAUCCUGUUACUCAAUUCACUUCUCUUUACUUUUCUCUGCUGACCAUUGCCUUUCAUCUGCUUAAGAAAAAAAAACAAUUUCUGUUUGAACAUGCAGCUUCGUUCCUUCUCUCUCUUUUUUUUAGUUCUUUUGGCUUUUUUUUUGGAUCUUGCAUUCUGACCACGCUUUUCCUUCUACCUGCCUGCCUACCUUUUGUGUUGCCUGGAAAUCUCACACCGGGCAUUUUUAAACUAUUACCCCCUCUUCCCCUUCCUCCAACCCUACCUCUUUUAUGUACAAUCAUCCACAUCUAUCCUCCCCCUGCCCUCCCCCCUUCUCCACUUCCCCCUUUUUAUUUGGAAGACAUUUGGACGCCCACUUCAAAGUUAACCGUAAAAUGUAAAGAAUCAAUAUUCAUUAUUUUCCCUUUCACUGUUUGAGAAGACAAGACAGCAUAGCCUGAAGCAACCAAGACUGGAUUGUUAAAUGACAAAAAAAGAAAGUUAAGAGAGAAUAGUGUUGCCACACACCCACAAACAAAAGAAGAAAAAAAACGUAUGUCUUAAAGAAAUGACAUGACAAAAGAAGAUUUCAGUUGUAAAUAAUGCUAUUAAAGUCUGUAUAAAUUAAAAAAAACA